Pararge aegeria (speckled wood butterfly) is the source of this 2771-nucleotide messenger RNA. RefSeq names its product serine/threonine-protein kinase Aurora-2. Gene Ontology annotation, cellular component: spindle midzone; chromosome passenger complex; spindle microtubule. The coding region runs from base 121 to 1179 and encodes 352 amino acids. Gene Ontology annotation, biological process: regulation of cytokinesis; mitotic spindle organization; protein phosphorylation. The transcript has a single exon. Gene Ontology annotation, molecular function: protein kinase activity; ATP binding. NCBI's taxonomy places the organism in Eukaryota, Metazoa, Arthropoda, Insecta, Lepidoptera, Nymphalidae. The record is from RefSeq and is a predicted model, not a curated record.
AAAUAUACCCACCAUCCAAAUACGUUAUUCUCUUGAUUUUGAAUUCUGUUGUGUGGUGUAUGUGAAUAUUUGUUGAAUGAAUAGUGAGAUUUUAAACUACCUAAAAUUCGAAACUUCAAAAUGAAUAUUCAAAAAUAUGAUGGCAAGGAAAACAGGCCGAACACUGCUGAACGUGCCGACACGUGUAAAAAUAUACCAAAAAUGCCAAUUGAGAGCUCCUCAAGUACACAUCCUACUAACUUUAAAGUGCCUUUACCCCGGCCCCGUCCUCUUGCGAACAACAAUGUAAAUGACAAAAAUCCGACUGGUAGUCAAGAUGCGAAAGCGGCAGAAAACAAGAAACAAGAAUGGGCACUGACCGACUUUGAUUUGGGACGACCACUAGGUAAAGGUAAAUUUGGCAAUGUUUACUUAGCGCGCGAAAAAAAAUCACAUUACGUGGUGGCGUUAAAAGUGCUCUUUAAAAGCCAGAUCUUAGAUUCCGAUAUUGAGCAUCAAGUCAGACGCGAAGUUGAGAUUCAGUGUAGACUGAGGCAUCCUAACAUUUUACGAAUGUACGGCUAUUUUCACGACGAAAAACGCAUUUAUUUGAUUUUGGAAUACGCCAAACACGGUGCGCUUUACAAGUUAUUGAAGGAACGCGGGCGUUUCGACGAAAAAACUGCCGCAAUUUACGUUCGAGACCUAAGCAAAGCGUUGAUAUACUGUCACUCCAAAAAAGUUAUUCAUCGCGAUAUAAAACCUGAAAAUCUAUUGAUCGGUCACAACUUUGAGCUUAAAAUAGCAGAUUUUGGUUGGUCUGUGCAUUCACCAUCUUCCAGGCGUAUGACAUUAUGUGGAACCCUAGAUUAUUUAUCCCCUGAGAUGAUUGAAGGUAAGCCUCAUAGCUUUGCCAUAGAUAUAUGGAGUCUUGGUGUCUUAUGUUACGAACUGCUUGUUGGACUCCCGCCGUUUGAUGCAAAGGAUGCCAAUCAGACAUACAGAAAGAUUAAGUAUGUGAUAGUCAAAUACCCAGAUUACGUUUCUGCACAAGCUAGAGAUCUAAUGGGAAAACUACUAGUCAUUGAACCAGAGAACAGAUUACCGUUAGUACAUGUGCUACAACAUCCAUGGAUCAAACAGAAUGCUCCAGAAGGUGUCCCACCACCAGUUUUUAAUCCUGAGACAAGUGAUAAAUGAUUGUUGUACUUCAAUCGCAUAUGUUUGUGUUUGUCAAAGCCAAUAGGUAAUAGUGACCGGUAUUAUGUAAAAACCUCACCAAUGUAUAAUAAAUAAAUCUAACCCCCUCACUCAUUUUAACCUGAAUGAAUGGAGAGGUUUCAACUUAUGUUCUUUAUUAUGUAAAAAUAACUGCUCUGGGUUUUUUUAAUAUUGUCUGGUUAUAUUGUCUAUACAUUAGAGCUACAGUGCCAUUUGUUUAGUUUAGUUUGGCCCUGGUAGGCCCAGUACUCAAAGAAAUUUCCACUUAAAUUGUUGCAUCAGCAAGAAUUUUGAAAUUCAGAUCAGUUUGCUAUUUAUUAAAGUAGUUACAUAUAUGGCAAACAGGUAGCUACUGGACCUUUCAUAGAUUCAAACUACAAUAAUUAUAUUCUGACAUUGGAAUGACUGGAUUCAGAUGCCUUUUAUUGUAAUAAUGAUGUACUUACUCCUAGCAAAAGGUUGACUUAAAGUUUGACGGGAGAGAAAAAUAUUAAUAAAUGAUUUUAGUUGCUGUCCUGUGAGGCUCAUAGUAGCCAAUUUGAAAGCAUCUUUAAUGACUGCAUUUAUAGGAACAGAUUAGGUAUUUAGGUUAUUUUAUCAUGACAUUUCUUGUAUGAAGAGGUAUAAAAAUUUAAGCCACUUAUUGCAUUUUGUUAAGGCAAGGUUUCAAGUAGACCUAUUCUGGUCAUUGCUUAGUUCAAUGUAUUUCUAAAUCCUUUUCUAAUAGUUUAUGCACUAAGGCCUUGAAUAUUGUACCUUUGGAAUCCAAUAAUCCAUACUGAGAUUGUAGGAGAUUUUUUGCAAGGUAAGGAUUUGAGGGAUUACAGCAACUAGGGUUAGAACUCUGGUUGCUAGCACACAAGUCUUUAAAACAAAUUAAGAUAAAUUACAUAAUUUUUAAUACUAUUGUGUUCUUUCCCAUCCCACAUAGCAUCACAAACAUUUAGCUAUCUAUACUUGGGUAAACGGGAUCUCAUAGGUCAUAAAAGAUUCGCUGACAUUAUUAGUUUAAUUUUAUAUAAAAUGUACUGAAUUAGGUUAGGUAACAAUUAUUAUGAUUGUGAUGGAAAUCAUUAGGCCAUGUUCUAGGUAUGCCAUUCUGGGUUUAUUGAAAAAAAGAUUUUAUAGUUUGUUUUAUAUUUCUUAUAUUAUUGACUCAUAUAAUGUUUAUAUAACUAAUUCAAAUGGUUGUAUUACUGCCAUCCUGUGUAACAUGCAGCAGUCUUAAAAUAUUGUUUAUUAUUGAAAUUUGCUGCAAUGAUGGAAAAAUGUGUACAAAAAUGCAGUAAUAGUUAAAGAUGAAGCAAAGUACCCCAGUUUCUAAUUUCCUGAUUAUUGAUCAAAAGUUGCCCCUUUUAGCAGACCGAUUUGGUUGCCAAAAGGGUCAUUUGUCAGAUUAGUAAGUGAUUAUUUGGGUUCGUAAAUUGCCUACCAAUUGUAUCAGAUUGUUGAUUCAGUAUAUCAGAAACUGAGGGUUUAUAAUUAAAUUGUGAUUCAAAAUGACUGAAAAUACUAUUUAUUCUUGAUCAUGUUACAUCCUAAUUGUCAAAUAAAAACUUCUAGUUAAAUUA